AAAAAAUCAGGCGGCAUUGGGCUGCCAUGGCUUUGAAUCUCCUGCACCAUGGCGCGGUGCGUGUACCUCGGCCUUCUGACCCAGGCGAGCGCGCUGGAUGGCGCGUUCCCGCCCGGCUUAGGCGCGGGCUCGGUGCUGGGCUACUGCCCCUUCCUGGAGCCCGGCGCGUGGCCCGAGGAGUGCCAGGCCGCGGUGGCCCUGCAGGCGGGGGGCGCCUCUGGGCGGCGCCGCGCCGAGGAGGGCAUGAUGCUGAGCUUCUACGGCCAUGUUGAGGAGCUGGAGUGGGCCGUGGCCGACGCCAGUGAGGCGGGGCGUCUGGUUGCGGACAUGGCGGGGCGCAUCCUGAGCUUCGCGGAGGGCCUCCACCUGAUGCUCUGCGUGUCGCAGCAUAGGCGCGGGGAGCGCGCUCCCGGCACCGGGCUCCGAGGUGCGUGGAAGACGGCGGCCGGGUUGCUACGCACAAGAGGGGCCCCAAAAACCGGCUCCUGGGGAGCCGGUUUCUGUGACCUCGAAAGUAAACUGAGAGCCUGGGAGGUAAAUGAGGUCGCGCCCGUGGUGUUUGGACGGCAAGUGGGACCAGACACGCCGACUGCUAUUUGGAACGGUGGCAGGUGCCUGUACCCCUCGGAGGAGGACUUUGAACUGGCCUGGAACCGGACUUGCGACGAUCUGCUGCUGCGCUUGCCAAUCGCCUGGCAGUGGCAGUCGCCCCAGCCCUGCCGCAGCGGCAACGAGCUCAUGGCCGUCAUGGGCUCCUUGGUGGAAGGCCUCGCGAAGGCACCCGCUGCCGGCCUCCCGGCCGCCGCUUUGUAUCCCCCGGACGUGGCGCCGGUUUGCGAGAGCCUUGAAAGCCCGAACCUCACUUCGAGGCAGCCGCUGCUGUCACUGGACGGGACCUACGGGCGCCACACCUUGUCCACCGCCGCGCCGGUGGAUCUCCUUGGCGCCUUGGAGACACUGCGGCCCAGGCCGGUGGCGGUGAAUUUGGGCGCCUUCGACGGCAGCUGCCGCCACGGACCGACCGCGACUUCGGCGGUGGCGGAUGUCGCGAACUGCGCCUUCGAGCGGGGCGCCGUGGGACUCGCCAUCGAGGGCCUGGAGGUGGCGCGCAACAUGGAGGGCCGCUGGCCCGGGGUGGAGGUCCACGUGGGCUACGUGUCCCCUGAGGAGGCCAGCGAGCUUGUGACCGCCGGCCUGCAAAGGAUGGGCCACACAGAGGUGGACCUGCUGAAGAUUGACCUGGAUCAUGCCGACUGCUUCUUUGGGUCAGCCCUUCUGCGAAAGCUGCCCUCGCUCCCAGCGGUGCUGGUGGUAGAAUACAAUCGCUACCUGCCCCCGCCCAUUCGUUUCCGCGAGCGCUUCUCAUCUUCCCGCGCCGGGGUGCUGGGGGCCGACUGGAUGGAGGGCAAGGUGAGCCAGCACUGGUCGGGCUGCAGCCUUCAGGCCUGGCAUGACCUGGCGGCGGCUCAUAACUACCAGCUGCUGCAGGCGACGUUGCUGGACCUGGUCUUCCUCAGGGCGGAUGUGGCACAUCGCUGGGCGCCAAAGGAUGGGCCUUUGGGCCCUGAGGCGCUCUUCGAGGCGGCUUUUCAAGCAGACGUGGCACCUGGAGCCUCAAACUGGGGUGUUCAACGGCAAUCCUUGUCUGGCUGCGCGCCGCCUUCUGCUUCGCCCCGGCGCGGCGGCUCUAUGGCCACCAGGCCUUCGUGCGCCUCGACCUGCGGCGCCUCGCGGCGGAGAAUGCGGACGCCCGCUGCGCGCUGGCGCGGCGCUGGUGGCGCGCGGAGAAAGCGGAGGGAGUCGACUCGGAGUUGUACUGCUAGCACGCCUCGACUCCGGCGGUGCGCGACUCCCGCUGAAGUCGCAGGGCUGACAACGGCGGACUUGGAGCCUUCGGGAGCCUGGAGUCCACUGGAGCGAGAUGUGAGGCACCUGGCGGAGCCUCUGCGACGCGCCUUCGCGUGACGGACUGAGUGUGUCCGCCUGAUGCAGCGCCGGCGUGUGCUCCAGCUGGCCGCCGCGACGGUGAAAGAAUGAUCAAGACGUAGAGCCCGCGUGGCCGGCACGUGCAGGGUCAAGAAGGAGU
Molecule: messenger RNA, 2086 nt
Organism: Effrenium voratum
Lineage: Eukaryota; Dinophyceae; Suessiales; Symbiodiniaceae
Source: the annotation of a GenBank genome assembly